Messenger RNA from Funneliformis geosporum, 150 nucleotides. Lineage: Eukaryota; Fungi; Glomeromycota; Glomeromycetes; Glomerales; Glomeraceae. The record is from the annotation of a GenBank genome assembly.
CUGAGGAAAAGCGAGUGGAAUUAGUAAAAUCAAAGACACUUGGUCCUGAAUUUAAUAAAAAACAUCUAAAAGCAAUCUAUACAAGUAGAUCAUUAAAUUCUUUGAUUUUUUGGUCUAGAUCAUUAAUGAGUCCAUUAAAUUUUGUGCAAG